AUGAAGCGAGCUUCCAAUUCUGUCGCUGCCCUUGAAGCGGCUGAGAAUGCACCACUCCUGCACCGCGAAGCAUCAAAGCCUGGGCCUAUGGAAUCGGCCAAACAUGAUGGAGUACCAGAUUGCGUGCAGAUAUUCCAGAUUCUUCUGCUAUGUUAUGCGCGUAUGAUGGAGCCCAUUGCAUUCUUUUGUGUCUUUCCUUACAUCGCAGAAAUGGUUCAGCGCAAUGGUAAGCUGCCAGACUCUGAUAUUGGCUUUUAUAGCGGACUUUUAGAGUCAGCCUUUGCAGCCACACAAGUCCUUUUCUUGAUGGCAUGGGGGUGUCUGUCCGACAGAGUAGGUCGCAAGCCAGUUCUCAUUUUGAGUCUGGUAGGCAUGGCCAUGGGCCAAGUUCUCUUCGGAAUGUCCACUACCCUUUGGGAAAUGGCGGUCUUUCGAAGCCUGACUGGUAUUUUCUCCAGCGCCAACCUCGUCAUUCGUACAAUGAUUGGCGAGAACUGCACACCUGAGAUGCGAGCGCGUGCGUAUAGCUGGUACUCGACGAGCGGCAACAUUGCCGUCUUCCUCGGCCCGCUUCUAGGUGGGCUGCUUGUCAACCCAGCGCAGCGAUACCCGGACACCUUCUCGGGCACAGCACCUUUCGAGAAACAUCCUUGUGCAUUGCCUGGCUUCCUUGUUGGAUCCAUGGGAAUAACUGCGGCCAUCCUGUCUGCACUAUUUCUCAAAGAGACCUUGCCAAUGCACAGCACUCACCCGGACAAGCACAACACUACCGAGAACGGCCCGACAACAUACGAGAUUCUGAAAUUCCCGAAUGUCAUCCGCGAGAUGUCGAUAUUCUGCCAAGUCAUGAUUCUUGCAUUCUCUUUUACUGCUAUAUCACCUGUUGUUCUUCACACAACAGUCGCCAUUGGCGGAUUCGGGUUCUCCACCUCCCAGUCAACCAUGUAUAUUACAGUGCAAGGACUAAGCGAGACGGCGUGGCUUCUGCUUGCUUUUCCUUUGCUUCACUCCCGAGUUGAAUCUAUGGGAAUUGUUCGUAUAUGCUCAGUCGCCUUCCCUUGUGUGUUUGCGGCCCAUAUUCUCAUGAAUGCACUGCUCCGCGAUCAGAGUGACGCCGCUCACGCACUAUCAUCUAUUUUGGCCUGGGUCCUGAUGCUCUGUGUGCCGGGAGUGUGGAUGGCUUUCACAGCAGUGCAACUGCGACUCAACGAAAUAAGUCCUGGCCCAUAUGCUCUGGGCAAGAUGAAUUCUAUUGCGGAGCUGCUUGCUAGUCUGGCAAGGUCCGUUGCACCACCUGUGAUUAGUUCAAUCUUUGCCAUGGGAGUGAGGGGCCAGAUCUGUUCCGGAUAUCUUGCCUGGAUUACUCUUAUUGCAUUUUCGCUUCCUCUUUUGGGCACUUAUUUCUGCCAUGAGUCAAAACACAACUGUACUUAA
Molecule: messenger RNA, 1434 nt
Organism: Beauveria bassiana ARSEF 2860
Lineage: Eukaryota; Fungi; Ascomycota; Sordariomycetes; Hypocreales; Cordycipitaceae
Product: major facilitator superfamily transporter
Exons: 1
Coding region: 1-1434 (477 amino acids)
Biological process (GO): transmembrane transport
Molecular function (GO): transmembrane transporter activity
Source: RefSeq, a predicted model, not a curated record